AGUCAGCAAAUGGAAGUCUUCCCUCUACCGCGUGACGCCUCAAAUUGGAUUUGGAUAUCGGUCCGUUUUCACCUGUUUGGCCCGUCUGCAGGUGUAAAGGCCGGCGAAUAGGUAGGUGUACAAGUCGGCCAGAGCUGACCAAGAACAAGAAGACUCCACAAUCUCUCUCCUUUUGUCGUCCCCUCCUCCUCCUCCUCUGAUUUCUAGGUUAGGGUUGUUCUUCUGGUUUUCUGCCUUCCCACGAUGGAUGCCCUGGAUUCCGUCGUCGAUCCCCUGAGAGAGUUCGCCAAGGACAGCGUUCGUCUGGUGAAGAGGUGCCACAAGCCCGAUCGCAAAGAGUUCACUAAGGUUGCGUUCAGGACGGCUAUCGGUUUCGUGGUGAUGGGGUUCGUUGGCUUCUUCGUCAAGCUGAUCUUCAUCCCCAUCAACAAUAUCAUCGUCGGAUCUGGUUAGUUGGGCAGUAUUUGAUUAGAAUGCGUGGGUUUGCUGUAUCAGCAUAUCAUGGCUGCGUCCCGUUUAUUCGAUCAGCAAAGCUGCCUAAAGUUUGCAUGAUCCGAUUCCAUCUACUAUAUUGCUGUGUACUUUGGGAAGCUUAGGCUUUAUUUUGUAUUUUCGCUUAAUGCUAAUUAGCCAUCUUCUUGCUUCUGUGAGAAUUUUUGUCAAGUUACUGUAAGGGAAGGAAAGAACCAUCGAGUUAAGCCUAUAUAUAAAAGAAUCUAUAAUCUAUUUGACUUGGUUAUACACUUA
Molecule: messenger RNA, 747 nt
Organism: Nymphaea colorata (pocket water lily)
Lineage: Eukaryota; Viridiplantae; Streptophyta; Magnoliopsida; Nymphaeales; Nymphaeaceae
Product: protein transport protein Sec61 subunit gamma
Exons: 3
Coding region: 244-453 (69 amino acids)
Biological process (GO): post-translational protein targeting to membrane, translocation; protein targeting
Cellular component (GO): Ssh1 translocon complex; membrane
Molecular function (GO): transmembrane protein transporter activity
Source: RefSeq, a predicted model, not a curated record